AUGGAUCAGGCCAGAGGAGAGUUCGGUCUCGACCGACAUCCCAUACUCAGACCCCGCUCGGGUGUUGAAAGAGACGAAGACACCGUGGCUGGCUAUGGGACUGCUCACUCCUGGGGAGGUCAUAUUGUGAGUGGGCAGGGAUACGACUGGGCCUGCUCCCUUGGGCAACAGCAGGUUACUGUGACUAGCGAAAAGCAGAGUGACAGUUGCCAAUUUGGGUUCGCUUCGCACUCUGCUGCAGCAUCAGCACUAUUUGAAACUGGACUCGUCAAUCAUGCUGAAACUGCUGACGGAGGAACUCCAAUGUUUGUGCCGUUUGCCGUAUCGCAGGGGUAUAAUAGUGCGGUCAACAAUCCUGAAGCUUUCCAUCAUACCCAUACCUCCGGUCAGCGUCCUCUCAACUAUCGCCAGAUGAGUCACCAUAGGCAUAGACCUGGAACGGGUGAUAAGACUGAAAAUGCCGAAGAAUGCAUGGACGGCUCUUUCAAUUGCAUCUCGACCUAUACAGGACUCGGACUGGCUCCGUCGAAGCCAGUCAGAUGA
This is a messenger RNA of Penicillium canescens, 543 nucleotides long. RefSeq lists its product as uncharacterized. Bases 1 to 543 code for a protein of 180 amino acids. The record is from RefSeq and is a predicted model, not a curated record. NCBI's taxonomy places the organism in Eukaryota, Fungi, Ascomycota, Eurotiomycetes, Eurotiales, Aspergillaceae. The transcript is spliced from 2 exons.